CCGUGUAUAUGGCGUAAUCAAGAACGAGGGGAGGAAGGAAGCCUUACUUUCGAUACGUGCAACCUAUCCACACAUAUCGACUGUCCGUCCCCAAUUCCAUUCACCCGUCCACCCGCCCACCCGCCCACUCGUCCAGUUCUUGCAAUGGGUCAUUUGCGAUCACUGUGUCACAUGUCUCAUCAGCCCUCUUCCUUCUGCCACGCUUCCUGUCGCCUUCUGUCACCUCUCCCGCUCCCAUGCUCAACGCCGGCGCCUCUGGUGAAGGCGCCGAUGGAGAACUUACCAUUGAGUCACUUGACCCACUCUGGUCGUUAUCCGCACCUUGCUCGCCAACCCGGGGCCGUCUCCUCUUCGGUGCGCCUCCAUUCGGAUAUCGGGGCUCGGGGGAGGCAUUGAGGAUGUUGUCCAAGGCAUACGGGUCCGCAACACCAGCAACAGUGGUGCUGUGAGGGCCCGGGAUCGAGGAGGCUGAGGUGACGAUAGACAAUCAAAUGGCAGUGUAUCAGAGCAUACCGGAUGCUCUGGUUUUUUCGCACCUGGCUCCUCUCGUUGGCGUCUCGGAGGGCGAGCGGCGACUGGGCCAGGGACUGGCAAAGAGUAAAUUGCUUGAUGCGAUGGUGGAAAGUCAGCAGCUGACUGCGACAAUGCAGGUAGGCCGUUCACGGCUGCUGCGAUGGCAGGCUGAGGCUCACAGACGGGGGGCUUUUUGCUGGCGUCGGGCUCGAGAGAGAGCAGAUCGGCUAGCGAGGGGUCAACAGCGCCUUCCCUUGCGGCCUGGGCUAUCCCUGGACACGACACGUGAAUAUACGACACCUGCAAUUCUUUGUAUCUGCCCUGUUCUCAUACCUGGCCUGAAUGGGACAAAUCGCGGCUGGGAGGGCUGGGAGGGGGCAGGCUGCCCCACAAAUGGGACCGCCUCCAUUGCCGUGGGUGCGGCGUCCUCGGGCGAUGGCUGCUCGCUCUCAUCGUGUGUCGGGUCCCUGGUGUCUGCCAUUCGCUUCUGAAACAGCCCACACAUCCAGUUCGUCAUUCCAGCCGGUAGGUAGCCCGACUCAUCUUCCCACCUCUGCUUCUUCUGCUUCUUCUGCUUCCUGUGUGCGUCCCUCCACUUCGUCCUCAAUAUCUUCCUGCGGCAUUUCAUCCUUGUGCUUGGCCUCUCCUUCCUGCCAAUGGUAAGAAAUCGAGCGGGACGUGGCUUAGCUGCGUCGCUGCUGCGUUGUGCUCCAUGUGCUCACGAAGGCUGGCAGUGGUUGCACUUGCGCAGGUACUUCGAGUGCGGCAGGCUCUUCGGGUGGUGGCGUCACUGGAAUGGGCGGCUGCGCAAUGGGCUCCUCUAGCGCUUCGUCAGCAUCAUCAUGAUGGCCGAGUGUGCUCGAGGGGGGCACGCCUGAGGGAUCCAGCGUCUGCAUGGGCAGCUCGUCAACCGCGGUUUGUCGACUGUUUUGGGGCAGAGGGACAGGAGGGGCACUUCGCGGAGCCUCCUGCUCGCUGACUGUAGACGCUUUCUUCUUGACGGCUUUGCCACUUGCUCGCCUUCCGGCACGACCUCCUGCUCGAGCGGGCUUGGGGCUCUCCUUUCUGCUGACAGCCUUCGCUGGCGGCUUCUUGGGCAUUUCCUUCGGGCGUUUCUGAACCGAACGAGGGGGGCUUGGCGGUGGAGAGACACCAGACGGGAGAAGACUGAUUUAAGUGAUGGACAGACAUGCAGACAUGCAGAGGAACGUGCGUGGGCUCAUACUGUGAGGGCAGGAUGGCUUUGACGUCCAUCGGCAGGCUCUCAUAGGCCGCAUGCACAUGGGCGUCGAGCCGGCUUGCUUCGCUUGUGCGCGUCUCGAUUUUCUUCUUCAGGUCGGCUAGCUGCAAGCAAGCAAGCAAGAAGCCAUGUGUCUGUGAAGGGGCCUCAGUGGACUGCAGCUCAUGAAGGUACCUACCUGCUCCUGCAUCCGUUUGCCCGAUUGCCUGAGCUCCUUCAGGUUGUGUGCGUGCUCCUGCUGCAGCCGCUCCCUCAACCCGAACUCCUACGCAUUCAAGUGAGAGCAAUGAGCAAUUCGUCCAGCCAGCAGACAGACUUAUCUAUCCGUAGGUGCGUGAGUGCAUACAUACAUAGUCGAUCUCCCUUCUCAGUCUGGCCGCACUCUUGGCCGACUCUUCCCUCUUCUUGACCUCUUUGGCAGAUAGUGAUCGCCCGGCCGGCACGGUAUCGCCUUCGGGCACGUGAAUGCCCCGCUGACGGAGAAGACCGAGACACUCCCCUAUUCGCGCCUGGAGGCUGGAUAUGUGCUCCUGGUGCCUGGAAAGACAGACAGACAGACAGACAGGCAGGCAGAGACAUGCGUUGCAGCAGAGCAAAGAGGUGCAGCCUGUUUGGUUCCCUUCCUGCCUGCCUGCCUGCCUGCCUUUGCGAGCUCUCUGUGUCUCUGAGUAUCGCCUGCUUCAGACGCAACGUUCUCUCCAUCCAGUGCUGCACCUGUGGCCCAACAGCAGAGCAGCUGAGCGACGGUUUACUUAUAAGUCCCUGUCUGGUGUCUUAUUACCUACCUCGGUGGUCAGGGCUUCCAAAGCUUUGGUCAGCUUGAUCUCGGCGCGGUCGUUCCUGUUCAGGACCUCCAGUUGGCGGCCCUUGCGCUUGUUCUCCGCCUGCAUCUCCCGAUUCACCUGCGAAAGAGCCGCAACCCUCUCGUCAAGCUGCAAGCCCAUACACAUGCAACUUGUACACAUGGCAUGUAGUGUCUCAUACAUAUCGUCUGACUGGAAUGGCUGUCGGCCGGCUGACUUACUUACCUCUUUGAUUCUGCCCUUGAGCCUGACAGCUAAAGCUGGGUCUGAAGCCUUGUUGAGGAGACGCUGGAGAUGGACCAGCUGGAACGAAACCGGGGAAAGAGCAUUCAUUGUUUGCGUUUGCAUGCGGUCUUUCCUGCCAUCCGUACUGUACCUCUCUUUUGCUGUUUUCCAGCUGCUUUUGAGUGUUUUGGGUAUCCUCAUCUCUGACCUGUACCCGGGAGCGAGGCUGCCGACCUGCAAAUAGACACAGCAGUCAGUGACAUGCAUGACUGCGCUAUAGCUGUGUGACAGAUACACAUUCUGCGCACCUCCCUGGCUGCCCAUCUUCGUGGUAUACGCCGUUUCAAGCAUCGUCAUUGAUGCAUCCAUGUCUCGGAGGAAGGAACGCACCAGCUGGUUCUCACUCUGGAUGGCUUGCAUGUCUUCGGGACGGUUCUGCAGUGACAUCACACAAAAACAUGCAGUGAUGGCUUGCAGCAUUCGGACAAGCUUUGAGCUUCUCUCUCACCGGGUGUAACCUCAGGAAUUUCCCGGCAUCUCUCACGUGUCUUUUGGCCUUGAGGAGCUCCCUCGACUCGGCCAGCCCCAGCCCCAGGAUCUUCGCUGGCCUUGAUGGCGCCGACAGGGAGUGCGUGUGGUCCUGCUGCCUUUUGGAUGAGAAAUCAGAUACAGUGGAGGGGUCAUCUGGGGCAUCACCCGCAGCAGCGGCUGUCGUCGUUACUGCCUGCAUGAUGUCGGUGUACUCCUCUGUAUAUUCGCUCAGUUCUGUCGUGUGUGGCUCAUCCCAACCGUGACGCUUCAAGCUGUCGCUCUGUCUCAG
This is a messenger RNA of Vitrella brassicaformis, 3601 nucleotides long. NCBI's taxonomy places the organism in Eukaryota, Vitrellaceae. The record is from the annotation of a GenBank genome assembly.